Ogataea haglerorum is the source of this 1611-nucleotide messenger RNA. RefSeq lists its product as uncharacterized. The record is from RefSeq and is a predicted model, not a curated record. Lineage: Eukaryota; Fungi; Ascomycota; Pichiomycetes; Pichiales; Pichiaceae. Bases 1 to 1611 code for a protein of 536 amino acids. The transcript has a single exon.
AUGAGUGUGUCGACUAGUGAUUCUGGACGGUUGGUUUUACCUGCAGUUGUCAUUCAGUAUGCGGAUGGGACCAGCCAAAAUCUGAUCAUCGAGGUUGGUCCGGCCAACAGCAAUAACACAAACCAGGCUCAAGAAACAGCAGCGAGGUCUCCAGAGCACCCUCAAGAGGACAACCUUUCUGCUGAAAAUGCAGAACAGCCUUCUGAGUCUUCUGGAAUUCGUGGAGUUGACUAUCCAGCAUUCGACGUUUCCAACGAAGGGGUUUACCGUGAACAGCAUAUAGCCAACAAUUUGCUUGACAAUUUGAUAUCCCCGUUUUAUCGGUCUUUGGGCGGAAAUAACUCAGCAUCUCAACAGACCAAUAGUAUCUCGGUGCCGUUCUAUAGAAACCUGACCCCAGCAUCAGAACCAUCCCGGAACAUUAUUCUUACUGUUAACUAUAUUUAUGGGCAGCCAAACCCGCUGCAACCUAGUGAGAACAACAACAGUUUGUCGGGAUCUCUUAUUCUGCAUGUGCCUAACAUCAAUGAAAGUGAUGAUGAAAACCUACAAGUUUUAAUCCGACUGGCAACUACCAUUGCAUUAAGGACCAUUGCGACGUCGGUUAAAAAGGCAUCAGGAAUUUCUGCAGAGCAGUUCGAUAAGCUAGAGGUUAGAAAAAUAGCCGACUUGAAGGAGAAGCAAUGUGCAAUUUGUUACGACGAUUAUGAAGAUGAUAAUCCCGAGGCUAUAAACCAAAUCGGCCAGAAACGCAAAAGAGCAGAAGAUGAGACCGAUGAAACAGGCGAGCAUCAACCAAAGAAAAUGCGUAAAAUGGCGAACGAAAUAAAAUCGCAAAGCGGGACUACAGACAUGGCUAAGAAGGAAGUGGUCUACAAUCAUGCUCCUGUAGAAAUGCCGUGUGGCCAUGUUUUUGGCAGAGGUUGCCUUCGAGAAUGGCUGAAAACCAAUAAUAGCUGCCCACUUUGCAGACACAGUAUGCUCCACGGCAAUGAGUCGUCUGCUACGAGAAACUCAAAUUCGGAAAACGAAACUACCAUCAUUCUGCCUAAUUUGGCCAGAGUGAUUAGCGAGAUCCGGCCUUUGAUUGAGGGCUUCAACUCGAGACACCUUACCUUUGUCAUGCCUGACCAACAUAGCGUUGAGCCUUCGGGGGCAAUUCCUGUUCCUCUACCCACGCCUGUCACACCACAGGAGUCCGUUGACUCUCGCUCAUCGUCAACAAAUCAUUCCAGCGUUCUUGGUCUGGUUCGAGGGCUGCUUCAAAACUUGAAUGGCAGGCUACGCAACCCAGUACGGGUCAACGAAGAUGAACCGUCCAACUUAAUCAACCAAGAGUUUUUACAGAGAAUGCCUACCAUCAGGACAAAUCAGCAAGGAGCUCCAUUGAACCAUUCAUCUUUUCUGCGAAGAAGAAGACGGGUCCUUCAGCCUCGUCGUGUUCUCAGAUCUACCGGACUAUCUUCACAGCAGUUUGUAAACAGGGAUCCGCUUUUCCCAGUUGGUGUGGCCAGUCGUCGUACAAGCGACGGCGUGCGCACAUCCACUCUAUUUUCAAACUCCAACGAGGACGACGACCCGCCUGUUGCCGAGAGAGAGACUGAUACUUGA